This is a messenger RNA of Eupeodes corollae, 862 nucleotides long. It is a transcript of the gene Scp2, whose product is annotated as calexcitin-1. Gene Ontology annotation, molecular function: calcium ion binding. The transcript is spliced from 7 exons. NCBI's taxonomy places the organism in Eukaryota, Metazoa, Arthropoda, Insecta, Diptera, Syrphidae. The coding region runs from base 183 to 737 and encodes 184 amino acids. The record is from RefSeq and is a predicted model, not a curated record.
GGGGUAUAAAAGCAGUUACAACCGUUGAGAUGGGCAUAGUACCGUUUUGAAAGGUCUCCCGUUCUGAUCUAAAUAACAGUAAUCGUGCUUGUUAAAUUUCCGUUACGGUUUCGUGCGUUUUAAGUUAUUUCUUUGGUGUUAAUCAAUAAACAGAAGAACUCACAAACAAAAAUCUAAUCAAAAUGUCAAUCUCUGAUUUCCGCAAGAAGAAGCUUUUGUUCCUUUUCAAUGUUUUCUUUGAUGUAAACCAAAGUGGAGAAAUCGACCUGAAGGAUUUUGAAUUGGCAAUUGAGAAAGUGUGCCAACUGAGGGGUUGGAGUGCUGGCAGUGCCAAAAACAAGGAGACACACGAUGUGAUGAUUAAAAUUUGGGAAGGACUUCGAUCGAAGGCCGACAAGGAUAACGAUGGGCAGGUGUCUGUUGAAGAAUGGUGUAACAUGUGGGACGCCUAUGCCAAGGAUCCCAGCACGGCAAUGGAAUGGCAAAAUAGGUAUAUGAACUUUAUGUUUGACUUAGAAGACGCCUCCAACGAUGGUGGCAUUGAUGCUACCGAAUUUUCACUCGUUUGCUCAAGCUACGGAUUGGAUAAGAACGAAUGCGAAGAAGCCUUCAAAAAAAUGUCCCAGGGUAAGGAAGAGGUAACUCGUGAACAAUUUGCACAAUUGUGGCAGGAAUAUUUCUCUGCAGAAGACCCAAAUGCUCCAGGCAACUUUAUCUUUGGCAAGACUUCAUUUUAACGAAAUUAAACGUACAUUUUGUUAAUUUAUUAUAUUGUUACUUGUACGAUUGAUAUUUAAAUUAUUAAUUUGUUUGUGUUUCCAAUAACAAUAAAAAAAUAAUAAAACAAUGAAAAACAAUAUUA